CGUCCUUCUGCCUCCGAGUCUGCAGUCAUCUUCUUUCUCUCACGUCCGGUGUCCGACGACCCAGCCUUGCCGAAUCGGCCUCCUUUCACGAUUAUUUAUCCCCUUUCCCGUCCAUCCGUCAAGAUUCAAGCCGAUUCAUGACAGCCCUGUGACCCUUCAAAACAAUCGAAAACACCACAACAAUGUCGUCCUCCCCAGAAUACCGGGCUGGAAAGCGGCCAAGAACUCAGUCGCUCCCGCCUCCAGAGCUGCCGCAGCUGGUAGCCGAGCAGCAUACCCCUAUCCCGCCCACCGACAAAGAUACUAAACGAUUGAUUGUUGUCCUUUCCAAUGCCAGCCUCGAGACGUAUAAGGCUUCACAUGGCGGGGUCAACCGCAUGGGCGUGCAGAGGGAGGAGAAGUACUCGCUGCUCAACAGCGACGAGCACAUUGGUGUCAUGCGCAAGAUGAACAGGGACAUCAGCGACGCGCGCCCUGACAUCACCCACCAGUGCCUGCUUACUCUCCUCGACUCGCCGAUCAACAAAGCUGGGAAACUCCAGAUUUACAUACAGACCGCCAAGGGCGUGCUCAUCGAGGUUUCGCCCUCUGUCCGCAUCCCGCGGACGUUCAAGCGCUUUGCUGGCCUGAUGGUUCAGCUGCUCCAUCGCCUCUCCAUUAAGGGCACCAACUCACAGGAAAAGCUGUUGAAGGUUAUUCAGAAUCCGAUCACCGACCACCUGCCCCCCAAUUGCCGAAAGAUUACACUGAGCUUCGACGCGCCGCUGGUGCGUGUGCGCGAUUACCUUGACACGCUCAAACCAAACGAGAGCAUUUGUGUCUUUGUUGGCGCGAUGGCCAAGGGGCCAGACAACUUUGCCGACGCCUAUGUGGAUGAGAAAAUUUCCAUCAGCAAUUACAGCCUUUCGGCGAGCGUUGCCUGCAGCAAGUUUUGCCAUGCGGCCGAGGAUUGCUGGGACAUUAUCUGAGGUGAUGCUGCGGUGUCUUUUAUACUUGGCGGCAAGGCUGCUUUUGACCGGCUUUGGGCCGCUUUUUAUCGACAAGGACAGGGAACUGGAUGGAAAGAUCUGUCGGCUCCCUAAUUACCUACAGGAAGCUGCGGUUGCAUUGUGCCUGUUCUGCGAUAGUUAGGGAUGUCUGUGCUUGAGCUGUCGGUGUUUUUGCAACAAAACAUGGGGCGUUCAACAACGGAUCCCAAGACGCUUUCGUCGUCUGCGCGGUGCCACUUCAACUUGGCUCGCGUCUUUCCCUGGUCCUUGAAUUCAUAAUUCAUAUCUCUUA
Molecule: messenger RNA, 1281 nt
Organism: Thermothelomyces thermophilus ATCC 42464
Lineage: Eukaryota; Fungi; Ascomycota; Sordariomycetes; Sordariales; Chaetomiaceae
Exons: 5
Coding region: 183-968 (261 amino acids)
Biological process (GO): rRNA base methylation
Cellular component (GO): small-subunit processome; nucleolus
Molecular function (GO): rRNA (pseudouridine) methyltransferase activity; rRNA binding
Source: RefSeq, a predicted model, not a curated record